Cyprinus carpio (common carp) is the source of this 2224-nucleotide messenger RNA. It is a transcript of the gene larp7, whose product is annotated as La ribonucleoprotein 7, transcriptional regulator. Gene Ontology annotation, molecular function: mRNA binding. The record is from RefSeq and is a predicted model, not a curated record. Gene Ontology annotation, cellular component: nucleus. NCBI's taxonomy places the organism in Eukaryota, Metazoa, Chordata, Actinopteri, Cypriniformes, Cyprinidae. Gene Ontology annotation, biological process: RNA processing.
AGUUCCAUUCGUUUGCGCGUUGUCUUAAGACACGCCCACAACUCCGCUCACUGGAACACCAUCGACGUCAUCUAUAUGCGACACGAAGUAGGAGCUUCGCGCAUAUGAAUUGAUGUUGUGUUACUGUCGAACAUACAACAAAGCCAUUGCAAGAUGAUAGACACAGAGAAGAUUUCAUCAGGAGGGGAGGCCGCCUGUUCAAACCAGAGUGAGAAGAAAGAGAACGAAAAAAAGAAGAGAUCUCGGGUGAAACAACUGCUGGCUGAAGUGAAGAAGCAGGUGGAAUUCUGGUUUGGUGAUGUGAAUCUUCACAAGGACAGAUUCAUGAAGAAUGUCAUCGAACAGUCACGAGAUGGAUAUGUUGACAUAUUUGUGCUGACAUCAUUCAACCGAAUGAAAAAAUUGACAACAGAUGUCAAGUUGAUAGCCAGGGCUCUUAAAAAUUCAGCAGUUGUGGAGGUAAAUCUUCAGGGAACACAUGUGCGACGAAAGGAUCCACUUGGUGAAAGCCCAAAUGAUGUCGACAACCGCACAGUUUAUGUGGAGUUGUUGCCGAAGUCAGUGACUCAUGUUUGGCUGGAGCGAGUGUUUAGCAAGUGUGGAAAUGUGGUUUAUGUUAGCAUCCCCAGGUACAAGUCCACAGGACACCCUAAAGGGUUUGCGUUUGUGGAAUUUGAGACAGAGGAACAAGCACAGAAAGCUACUGAGAUGCUGAACAAUCCUCCAGAAGAUGCUCCAAGGAAGCCAGGUAUCUUCCCUAAGACUUGUAAGAAAAAGACUAUCCCUUUUGAGGCUAUCCAGGACACACCAGGUUAUGAGGAGGAUGGCAAGAAAAAGAAAAAAAAAAGGUCUCGAAAAAACAGUGAUUGUGAAGAAAUUACUGUAAAUAAGAUGGACAAAGAAGGAAUGUUAGGGACUGCAGUUACCAGUGAGCCAAAGAAACAAUCAUCAGAUGAAUCUAAAAUGGAAAACCCUGAAAUACUUAUCAGCAGCGCAAGCAAGAACAUUGAGAAGAAAAGACGAAGAUCCCGCAGUUCUGAGGCAUUAGUUGGAGAAGCCCAAGAUGAGAUGCCAUCCAAAAUAAGAAAAGUAGAAGAGGAGGAGUACGAGGAGAGUGAAUUGAAAGAUUUACCAACUGAGAGGAAGUAUGAAGAACAGUUGGACUCUGAGAAAAAAGACAAUUCUGUUUUGAAGGCCAAGAGGAAAAGAAAGAAGAAGCUCAAGGAGAGAUUGAAAAUAGGGGAGGAGGUCAUCCCACUCAGAGUCCUCUCAAAGAAAGAGUGGUUGAACCUGAAGCAGGAGUACCUGACACUGCAGAAGCACUGUAUGGCCCAUCUGAAGCAGUCAGUGGCUCAGAUCAACCAGAAGUCAGUGAAGUAUGACAUCAUGCAGACUAAAGAGAAUGAGAACACUUCUUGUAAGGAUACAGCUAAGAAAGAGCCCCCUUCUGGCCCUGAGUUUGCGAGUGGAGUCAUUGUCAAGAUUAGCUGUAGCCAGCCCCUGCCAAGCAAGAGGUGCAUCAAGGAUUCACUGUCUGAGAUGUCCGCUGUGGCUUAUGUGGACAUUCUUGAUGGAGAUAAAGAAGGUUACAUUCGAUUCAAGAGUCCUGAAGGUGCACAGACAGUUAUCACAGCCCGAUCAGAACUUCAGAAAAAAUACAACUGGAACGUUGAACUCCUCUCAGGUGACCAUGAGCAGAGGUACUGGCAGAAGAUUUUGGUGGACCGACAAGCAAAGCUAAACAGUCCUAGAGAAAAAAAGCGUGGAACAGAAAAGCUCAUUUCUAAAGCUGAGAAAAUCAUCAUCGCUCGGGCCACCGAAGCAAGUAAGCACAUCCGCUUUGAUGACUGACAGUCUGAGCGAUAAUUACUUCAACAGAAAUAUUGUAAGAAAAACAAAGAUUUCAAAUGACAUAGCCAAUGAAUUCUAAAAUGUUCCUUUUAUGCUUUAUGUUGAUCUGACCUGUUAUUUUCUUAUUUGAAUGAUCAUGUAAUUAAUGAUGGAGUUUUGUGUUGGAAUUAGAACGAAGAUGUCUGGAAUAAUCAUCAUCAUCAUCGUUGAUGUUGUUAUUAUUAUUAUUAUUAUUACUAUUACUAUUAGUAAGUUGUUUACUGUUUUUUAUUAAGUUGUUAUAUUUUGAUGGCAAGAAAAGGCUCCAGAAUCAAUUAUAUAUGUAGUUAUAUUUGCAUCCCUGUUAUUAUUUUUAUUAUUAUAGUUCUUUUUU